AGUGGCAAAUCAGCCCUUCUCUUAACAUUUCCGUUAACAUUUAACAUUCCGUUCAUCACCCCUCUACUGCAUUCUAGAGAAUUUUCUCCUCUUCAUUUUCAUUUCCCUUGAGAAUUUUCUUAGAUAAUAAACAAACAAACAUGGCUGUCCUUUUCUUCCUCUUCUUGUAUCUAUCCUUGUCAUCUGUCAAUGAAUCAUGACCAAAGUUGCAGAGAACCCACUCAGUGCCAAAGCAUCUGUGAUCCGAUACUGGAAGGCCCACGUCUCCGGGAACCUUCCCCAGCCACCGUUUCUUCUCUCUAAGGGCUCCCCUGUAAAUGCCAUGGAAUUGGCCAAGUUCACCAGAAUUGCCGCUCAGAACAAUCUCUCUUCAAACUUGGGCUCCUUCUGCUCCUCAGCCAACCUCCUCUGUUCUUUGGACAACUCCAAACCCGGCCAAGAUCCAAACUUUGCACUAUACUCCGGUAAAAGCUUUUCUGGGUACGGUUCGUCUAGAAUCGGAGGAGUUGGGUUGUUCAAGAACUACUCCGAUGAGUUAAACACGGCUGCUAAUUCCUUCAAUGAAUAUAGUGGAGACUCAGUCGCACACACAGAAGAGUUCAAAGGUUACGCCAAAGAUGUCAAUGUUGCUACUGAUAACUUCACCAAUUACGGCUCCAACGCCACAAGUGGCUCCGGGGAUUUCACAUCCUACGACGGACGAGUUAACGUGCCGAAUCUUGGAUUUAUCUUGUAUGAUUUCGAUGCUAAUUCUCAUAAGCUUUCAUUUUCAAGCUAUACCGAGGAGGCAAAUGCAGGCGCUAAAGCGUUCACAAGCUACGGAAAGAACGGCAAUGCAGUUCCGUCCCAGUUCAACAGCUACAGCAACGACGCCAACAAUAUCAGGUCGGAUUUUACGAGUUACGGCGUGUCAGGGAAUGCGGCGAACGACUCGUUUAAAGGAUAUGGUGAUUCAGGGAACACUCCACACAACAAUUUCAAAACCUAUGGCGUCGGUGCCAAUUCAAGAAUUGAUAAAUUCACCAGCUACCUAGACGGUGCUAAUUCCGGAGAUGAUACUUUCCAAUCUUACACAAGCCAUGCCCAUUCCGACGAAGUGAAUUUCGCCAACUAUGGGAAAACAUUUAACCCAGUGAACGAUACAUUCAAAGAAUACGGCAGAGGUUCCUUCGGUGAUCCGACGAUUGGAUUCAAAACCUAUGGAUUGAAUCCUAAUUUUAUAGAUUACCACAAAAAGGGUGUCACUUUCAGUGAAUACACUGCCGGUGGAAUUUCUCCGGCGAGCAGUCCCACACUUUUUGUGGUAAUCUAUAAAAUUGAGUUAAAUGUAGUAGAGGGGUGAUGAACAUAAUGUUAAAUGUUAACGGAAAUGUUAAGAGAAGGGCUGAUUUGCCACUGUAGGGGAGUUGAGGGGGUGAUUUGUGCAUGAAGUGGGUUGAGGGGUGAUUUGCCACCAGUUGUUGAGUUCAGGGGCUGAUCUGCACCUUU
This is a messenger RNA of Rubroshorea leprosula, 1488 nucleotides long. NCBI's taxonomy places the organism in Eukaryota, Viridiplantae, Streptophyta, Magnoliopsida, Malvales, Dipterocarpaceae. The record is from the annotation of a GenBank genome assembly.